AUGCGUUCAUUCCUUUCUACCCUUGUAUUCGUGGCAGCGUGUGCUUACUCAGCCCGUGCUGAUGCCCCUGCUAGCCCAGCAGACAGUCCAGCGGGUGCCCAACCAAAGAUCGUUACCAUGAAAUGUAGUCAAGCUUUCAUGCCUAUCUCUGAAGCCGACCUGGCGGCCAUGAACUCGACUGACCCUACGCAAGAUCCAACAGGAAAUUACUCAACUGUUCCGACGGAAGCAGCUUGUAAAGCCUUCGAUGAUCCUACUGGCGGGUUCUGUAACCCCAAGUCUUGCGUUGGUUAUCCAGUUGGCGAGCAAUGCAAUGAGGUGAUCAUCACAGGUGCCAAUAGCACCAGCAUUUCCAACGCCACUGUCGCUCGCGUCUCCUGUGAAGUCAAUUACUUCAAGCCUGCGCCCAACGACACCGAUCAACGAGUCCUCUGCACUUCUCAGGACCAGAAGAUCUACAGCUGUAAGGGUCAGUGCGUAGGAGAAACGACUUGCACCGAAUGUGUCAGUAUGAGCGAUCCAGCCCUCGCAAAUUUGUAGGGCUUUGGUUUUGAUUCAUGAAAUAGGCCCUACUCUUCCCCGGCUCGAAGUACCUAAUUGAACAUGAAGGAUUAGUCGGCAAAACUCAUCUUCAUGUUUUAUGCUCCUUUUUUGACUUAAAGUCUUACAAUUCUUCUCUACACAAAUUGCUUUGGAAACAUGGAGUGAAGUUUGUUUUCUCAUUGUGAUCUUCACCGGGAAACUAGAUACAUACACUGUAGCUUUCUUAGUAUGGAACACAUUAUAAUGCAUUAGCAAUCUGUUUCCCCGGGCAUUUGUCUAUA
Molecule: messenger RNA, 824 nt
Organism: Melampsora larici-populina 98AG31
Lineage: Eukaryota; Fungi; Basidiomycota; Pucciniomycetes; Pucciniales; Melampsoraceae
Exons: 6
Coding region: 1-540 (179 amino acids)
Source: RefSeq, a predicted model, not a curated record